Molecule: messenger RNA, 1527 nt
Organism: Sebastes umbrosus (honeycomb rockfish)
Lineage: Eukaryota; Metazoa; Chordata; Actinopteri; Perciformes; Sebastidae
Gene: arl6ip4
Product: ADP-ribosylation factor-like 6 interacting protein 4
Exons: 5
Coding region: 162-932 (256 amino acids)
Source: RefSeq, a predicted model, not a curated record
UGUGUUUUUCCGGACGCCGCCGACGGAAUCAAAUCGAAGACGCGCACACUUCCGUAGAGCACAGCAGCAGUCUUCACUUCUCUGAGAUGCAGCUGCUCAGUUUCUACUUCAUAUGAUCUGCAAACAGGUUUGUCGUGUGGAUUUAUACUCGUUUAGUUGUGAUGGAUCGCAGCAGAUCAGCUGACAGACCCGGCAGAGAGAAACAACAAGAGAAGAAGAAGAAAAGGAGACGAUCCUCCUCCUCUUCUUCCUCUUCCUCAUCGUCUUCUUCUCCAGCCAGCAGCAGGUCGUCAAAGAAAACAUCACACAAGAGUCAAGAUGUAAAAACACAAAGAAAGAAGCGCAGAAGAAGCUCCUCAUCUUCAUCAUCCACCUCUUCUUCCUCUUCUCCCUCCUCCUCGUGUUCAUCACCGUCCAGUGAAGAAAAGACAAAGAAGAAGAAGAAGAAAAGUAAAGCCAAGAAAAAGAAGUCGAAGAAGGAAAAGGAGAAGUUGAAGAAACAGAAGAAGAAGGAGAAAAAGAAGAAAGAGAAGAAGUUGAAGAAGCUGAAGAAGAAGGAGAUGGAGAAGAAGAAAGCAGAGACUGUGGUGGUGUUGCUGCCUUGUCCUCCUCCUCCUCCAGUAGCAGAGCCUCCAUCCUACCUGGAGGUGUGGCAGAGUGAUGAGGGAGCAGUGGAGCUGGGACCUGUGAUGACGGAUGAGCAGAAAGCCCGACUCGCCACUAAGAGGCCCAUCACCAAAGAGGAGUACGAGGCCAGACAGAGUGUGAUCCGCAGGGUGGUGGACCCGGAAACAGGACGCACCAGAUUGGUGAGAGGAGAAGGAGAGAUCAUAGAGGAGAUGGUCAGCCGAGAAAAACACAAAGACAUCAACAAGCAAGCCACCAAGGGAGACGGGAAUGCCUUCCAGAGGAAACUGGGAGUCAACAGGUAGAGGAUGUCGUGAUCUACUUCAGGAGCGCCGCCUCAAUAAGCUGAAUCUUCUAUCAUCAUUUCAGACAGUUGCCUGUGAUUUCCCUGUAAAGGUACAAGAGAUGUGUACUCUUGAUGUACACUAGUGAGUUUAAUCCAGGUAUUAAAGCCAGUAUCUCCUAUUGAUUUGCCUUAUUAAAUCUAUGCUGGAGUUGGUGAGCGACUUUAAUGUUUUGAGUUUACUGAGAUCUGCAAAAUGAACAAGGAAGAUUUCCCAAAUAGUUUGCACAUCCGCUGCUUAAUGCUUAUUUAUUUUGUCUGUUUUAAAGCAUUUCAGUGAGUACAUUUAAGAUUAAAUCUUGAAUUGACUGCGAGUAAGGUUGUCAGUUUUCUGUACCUGUUACUCAGAUGAUGUGUGACUGCAAACAGAUGUUUUCUUCAUUUUGAAAUCAACCGGUUCAUAUUGUACUUAAAAUCUAAGACAUUAAGAAGCUGGCUAUUCUUUUAACUACAUACUCUACACACACUCAUAGAUGUCUACUCACAUUUUAAUUCUCUGUUCUGUAUUUGUGUGAACUGAUUUCAGAAAAAUAAACGUUUUUUUUUGUUAACUGCAA